Messenger RNA from Trichoplusia ni (cabbage looper), 1486 nucleotides. RefSeq lists its product as uncharacterized. The coding region runs from base 1 to 1185 and encodes 394 amino acids. Lineage: Eukaryota; Metazoa; Arthropoda; Insecta; Lepidoptera; Noctuidae. The record is from RefSeq and is a predicted model, not a curated record. The transcript has 5 exons.
AUGAGUAAUGCUCAUGAACUGAAGAUCUCAAGGAGCUCGGGGGCGGCGCCCGAGCCCGACGCCGGGGCGCCGGCGCGCGGGCCGGGCUGCGACGUGAGCCGACCGGGCCGCGACCCGGCCCGACCGCCGCUGCCGCGCGCGCGCUGGGCGCCGCCGCGCCGCCCGCUCGACCUGUCGCUGCCGCAGCACGAGGAGCUUGCCACGCGCGCGGAGGCCGCGCUGCGCCGCCUGCUCGCCACCGACAACUACGACUCCGUCAGCAACUUCAUCUCGCUGUACGAGGCCUUCGAGCGCGGCGGCGCCCCGCUCUACGAGGUGUACGAGCGGUACGCGCCGCCCAUCCGCGCGCGCAAGCACACCUGCGUGGGGCUGGGGCUGGAGCUCAUGCGGCGCUGGCGGGACCUGGAGCCAGACUUCAGCGGCGUCAACCGCGCCACUGCGCUGCUGUCCUGUGAGGAGGCCGUCGUGGACGUGCGCGAGUACGUGACCAGCGGGGAGAGCCCGGCCGCCGUGGAGUCCGCGGAGAAGGAGCACGUCAUGGCGGGCAUCCAGAUCCGCGUGGACGGGCGGCCCGGCGUCAUGCUGGCCGACCCCGGCUACCACGUGCCGCGCGUCGUUACCGUCAUGCAGGACCGGAACUAUCCACACACCGGUUGGUUCGUGCAGUCGGACGAGCCACAAUGCCGCAAAGAGUAUGACUACACGUUCAGCGUGCUCAACCCGGGGUACAUAGAGUGGCACGAGCGGGAGACCCGGGGCGAGGCCGUCAAGAACCAGACGUCGCUGGUGUACGCGGCGCGGCCCUACCUCGACGGCGUCAACGUCACCGAGAGGAGGAACCUCGUCUACAACUUUAGGAGUCUCCUAUCUCGUGACCAGAAGGGCCACCUGAUAGCCGGCCUGUACUUCCCCGUGGGGUCCCGCGGCAAGGACGCGCAGUUCACACUCUUCCUAAACAACGGACCUGACAAGAGGAAGACUAAGUACAAGUUCAGCACUUUCGUUGAUCCACAAAAUAUUCCUGAACCAAUAACCGAAGAGAUUGAGUUAUGCAAUGCAAAGAUGAACUACAAGCAAGGAGAACUUCUCGAGAUCAUUUGCAAGUUAGCAGAGAUUAUGGCUAACCAGCCCUUCAUAGACCAAAUGCUUGAGAUCAACGAAGACAUCUGCCGCAUGUGUCUCUGACAUCAGGAUGGCGUCCCGAAAAUGGCGGACGCCCCUAAUACCAAUAUGGCUGACACAACCUCAAAAGCUUAACUUUAUAUCCAUUUAUUUGUAAUUCUCAUUGAUAUUAUUGUUACUGAAAUUAUGUAUUAUGGGGUAAAGGUUUUUUUUUUAAUUUUCGUAGUUUUAGUAUAUUACUUCUAUACAUUAUUACGUUUAAAUUAAUAUUUUUUAUUACCCGACUACGUUAGGAGGGUAAUGUUUUUGGAAUUGGGUUAUUGGAUCAUAUUGCUUAUCCUUCAUAAUAAAUUUAUUAUUUCAA